CAAAGGAAUAAGAGUUAAACAAAUGGCUUCAAUUGACAAAACAAACUGAGUAUUUUAUUAAAUCUUUAACAAAAUAUAUAGCAGCUGUCCAGUUAUAAAUCGUCCCAGAAGUUGCUUAUGAAGUCGGGCUGUGACAGUAUCGUCCCCAAUAGAGUCAGUGUUAUAUUUAUUACGAAGAAAUUGAUUCUCUAAUUAAGUGUAAAUUCGUGUGAUUUCUUCAUUGUAAUUAGGGGUCCAAGCACCAAGGGCGAGUAGGAACCCUGUAGUUAUUCUACCUUUUCUUCUUCCUCUUCUUCUGGCUUGCUAGACUAGAAUGCAGUGCGCUGUGUGGCUUUGCCUCAGGGAUUAGGGCUCGCUCCACCUUGACUAGCACUCUUGCUGGGGACAAUUCACUUCUGGAUAUUUGUUCUCCACCAGAUUUAAAGGUGUCACUAAUCAGACUCAGUGGAAACGGAACCCUUAAACAAGGAGACUCCUUAAAUCUGACGUGUGAUGUGAGCUGCACACACACUUCCUCACAGUUUGUGUGGUCUAAGAACAACCAGCGUUUAAAUACAUCAGGACCCGUUCUUCACUUUCCUGCUCUAACCGUGAGGGAUUCUGGGAAUUACACCUGCACUUGGGGAACCGGUGAGACGUCAGGAUCUGAAACCAUCAGCCUUCAGGUGGAGGGAAAAUCUUCUACUUCUCAAAUAUCAUGCUCUAGCUCAUACUUCUCAAAUCUAAAGUUGUUCCUGAAGAAGAGAUGAAGAUGCUGCACUUGGUUCUGAUUCUGCUCGUGCUGUCUGGUGUUUUCACUAAGAACAGUGACUGGGGUGUGAACUAUCCUGAUAAACUGAUCUGUGCUGUGAGAGGAUUCAGUGUCUCCAUUAAAUGUAAUUAUUCUUAUCCACAAGAUCAUCAGGUGAAACAAAAGCUUUGGUGCUCGAGGAACUCAAACACAGAUUGGUGUGUAAACCCACCGUAUGUUUAUGACAGCUCAUUAAACACCAAUCACUCAGACUUUGAGUUCACUGGAGACGACAAAUCAAACUGUACUUUAUUAAUCCACAAUGUACAGUUCAGUUAUUCUGGAGUUUACAGAUUCAGAUUUAUUACUAAUGUGACCGAUGGUAAAUGGACAGGUAAAACUGGAGCGACUCUACAAGUUACAGAUUUAAAGGUGUCACUAAUCAGACUCAGUGGAAACGGAACCCUUAAACAAGGAGACUCCUUAAAUCUGACGUGUGAUGUGAACUGCACACACACUUCCUCACAGUUUGUGUGGUCUAAGAACAACCAGAGUUUAAAUACAUCAGGACCCGUUCUUCACUUUCCUGCUCUAACCGUGAGGGAUUCUGGGGAUUACACCUGCACUUGGGGAACCGGUGAGACGUCAGGAUCUGAAACCAUCAGCCUUCACGUGGAGGGUGAGUCCAUCUGCUCACAACAUUCCUGA
This is a messenger RNA of Tachysurus vachellii, 1438 nucleotides long. RefSeq lists its product as uncharacterized. Bases 746 to 1438 code for a protein of 230 amino acids. Lineage: Eukaryota; Metazoa; Chordata; Actinopteri; Siluriformes; Bagridae. The transcript is spliced from 5 exons. The record is from RefSeq and is a predicted model, not a curated record.